Hydatigera taeniaeformis is the source of this 1863-nucleotide messenger RNA. Lineage: Eukaryota; Metazoa; Platyhelminthes; Cestoda; Cyclophyllidea; Taeniidae. The record is from the annotation of a GenBank genome assembly.
AUGAACGUGUUUAAAUUUCGAGGUGAACUCAUUGGUCAUGCCGGUGAUGUUAGAGGCCUUUGUUGCCUCCAAGAUGGUACACUCGUUUCGUCUUCGCGAGAUAUGUCAGUUCGGUCCUGGAAACUUGAUAGGUAUUUUGAUUUCAGUUAUACACGCAUAUAUAAUACAUUAAUACUAGUUUUUUGCAUCGUUUCAGCAAAAUAUUUUUUUAUUUCUAGGGGAACAGCAAAUGCCACUAAAGGCAAAGUAUAUGCAAAACACGAUAAUUAUGUAACGACGGUAGUAUAUGCAAAACCAACAAAAAUGUUCCCAAGUGGCCUUAUACUGACAGGUUCGAACGAUAACCUUAUUCGGGCGUUUAUUGAGGAGGAGUCUGAUCCCGUUUUCAUCCUUCAUGGCCAUACUGAUACAGUUUGCGCACUUGAUUCUAACGCUGAUGGUAUUGUUGCGAGCGGUUCAUGGGAUUCUACGGCGAGGUUAUGGAAUUACGAUUCUUGCAUUGGUAAACUCCAGCGUCCAGGAACUACUAUCUGGGCAGUCAUAUUUUUACCUCAGUCCCGUCCAGACGAAUAUUUGAUCGCUACAGGCUCAUCGGAUGCGGUGAUAUCCAUUUGGCGUAUCCCUUGCGCUUCGCUUGCACAAAAUUCCCUCGCUUAUGAGUCCUUGACUCCCGCAAAACUUCUUAGAGGUCAUAUGGACUGCGUCCGUUCUCUAGCUCUCCUCGACUGCGACCUUAUUUCAGCUAGCAAUGAUGGAAGUCUUCGUUGUUGGAGUCUCGACUCUGGAACUUGCAUCGCGGAGUUUUAUGGCCAUACUAGCUUUGUCUACUCCGUAGCCGUCGAUCCAGCUCAUCAGUUCAUAGUCUCAUCUGGGGAAGACAGGACAGUACGUGUCUGGCCUGUCCCAAAAGCGGGUAUUAGCUCGGCGCAGCAAUUGGAGUGUCAACAGACCAUUUCCCUACCCUGUCAGACUGCAUGGUGUGUAGUAGUCACAGUCGACGGUGAUAUUGCUGUCGGAUGCAGCGACAAUAGAAUUCGCUUGUUUUCGCGCACCCCUGAACGUCAGGCAUCGGAUUCGACGCUAGAAUCAUACGCCAAUGAACUGGCAUCCUUUCAGGUGGUUGAGGGUACUCUUGGCGAACUUGACAAACAUGAUUUGCCCGGUGUUGAAGCGCUCACUAUUCCCGGCCGAAGCGAAGGUCAGAUAAUAGUGAUUCGAGAGGCACCGGGUGUGGUGUGCUAUCAGUGGUCGACGGGUGAAUCAAGGUGGGUUAAAGUCGGCGACGUCGUGGGCUCCGCUGAGCAUUCUAUCUCUGGUUCAAAUCGCAUUCUUUUCGAGGGCAAGGAGUACGAUUAUGUAUUCACAGUUGACUUCGCCGAUAAUAUGCCAGCUGUUAAACUACCCUUCAACAAGGUGGACGAUCCCUGGGUGGUAGCACAAGCCUUCUUGCACAAACACAAUCUACCACAGGACUACCUGGACACGGUGGCCAAGUAUAUAAUUCAGCAGGCUGGUCUGCACGGCUCUGGUAGCAGACAUGGCGAUGAAAAUGAGUACUUCGAUCCUUUUACUGGUUCUGGUCGCUACGUUCCAACUGGAAAGGUGGACGAAAAGCCUAAAUUUUAUUUUCCCGCAAAACAAUUUAUCACUUUAGAGGCCAUAAAUGUCAAAUUGGUUCUCUCAAAACUGAAAGAGUUCAGUUUGACUGCUUCAAAGGGUCUUUCGGAAAAGGCAAUGCAGCUGGUAGAGAAUAUGAGCCCUGAGAUGUCGGAAGAGGAUGCUCUUCAUUUGACGCAGGCUAUUCUGGAGCUAAUUAAACUGUGGCCAAGUGGUAUGUGCACCGUUAGCAAUAGUAUUCAUUAA